GAUUUCCUUUCCAGCCCGGCCUUAUCUCGGCCCGCACGUUGCCGCGCGGUGACUAAUAGCAGAAUAACAUUGUCUCGGGAUAAAAUAGCGCCGGGGCUGUUUACCCGCUCCAUGGGGGUUCGCUAUAAAAGGGCGCCGGGGACCGCCGCGCCAGCCAGACGCGCCGGGGCGCACCGAGCCGCUGCCUGCCCCCGCGCCGCGCCCCGCCGGGGACGGGACUCGGCUCUGCAUCCCCGCGCUGGGACACGCUUUCCCCCCUUUUUUCUCUUUUAUUAAUUUUUUUUUUUUUUAAUUUUUCCCCUUUUCCCCCACUUUUCCCGUCCGCUCUCCGCCGCCUGCUAUGGAUUAUUCCCAGAUGAUCGUCUCGCUGCUCUUCGUGCUCUGCCCGGGGCUGCUGCCGGCAGCCCCCGGAGCCGAGGCGGACGCCGCGCCGCCGCCCCGACCCCCCGCCGCCGCCGGCGGGCACCGCCGCGCCCGGCGCUGCUCCUGCUCCUCGCUGCUGGACGAGGAGUGCGUCUACUUCUGCCACCUCGACAUCAUCUGGAUCAACACCCCCGAGAAGACUGUUCCGUAUGGUCUUGGAGGUCCUUCUCGAUCCAGAAGAUCGCUGAAGGACACGGUGCCGGAGAUGCUCGCUGAACCUAGCAGCAGAUGCCGAUGUGCCAACCAGAAGGACAAGAAAUGUCUGAACUUCUGCCAGACAGGAAAAGAUCUCUGGGCUCAGUCCACAGUGGAGAAAACCUCGCGUCACCGCAACAAAGCUGACAAUUGCGUUGGACCCAAAUGCGUGAACCGACCACGUGUUGACAGCAAGAAAAUGAAGCGGCUGGAAGCCAUUGGUAACAGUAUCAAAGCCUCCUUCAGUAUCGCAAAGCUGAAGGCUGAGCUCCAGAAAGGGUGGAAGCUGAAACACAACAGGGCGAACAAAAGGCAAAGCAUCUGGGAAAGCCUGAAAGCAUCCUAGUGGGAAGAUCACCUGAAGCUUUCUCCAUCACACUUGCUGAAAAAGCAUCACCAAAACUCUCUCGACUUCUAACAUUCCGCGACGGCGAAGGGCCUCUCUGUCCAAGUGUUUGCGCAGCAGAGCAAAACACUAAGGAAGUCCUGUAUUUGGAGGUAUAAAAGCAAAGGAUUUCAUCAUUUUGGAAUUCAGGUGGAUGGGUAGAGGGGGUGAAGGGGAAUCUGCAGUAACAUACAUGAAAAGCCAUCUUUCUGAAGAAAUGUUUGAAUAUUGCUUCUGGAACGUUACCCAUCAAUUGGGCAGCUUUCAGGGCCUGCAUCAAAAGCAUCUUGCAAGAAAGACCGCACAGAUGUGCUUAGGAAGGACAGAAAGCAAGAUCUGAGUGAACAAACUUCAAAGCAAAAAACUCGACCUUUUGAUUAAAAUGCAAAAAUGAAAGCCACAGUGCUACUUUAAUCAGAACUUACUGCAUAUAUACAUGUCUACCUCGCGUACUGUUUGUUGCACUCCUGCUAGAGUAUUUUUACACCUUGUUAUUGCCUUUGCUAAUCAGCUGCAACCCUUUGCCUUUUUUCAGAAGUCUAGUUUACUUGUACAACCAGAGUUAUCUGAGUGUGGGUUAGACACUGUGGUUGUUUGCAUAGUCAAAGUCCUUUGGUUUUUGGAUACCAAAGGACUCUUCAACAUAAAAUAAAAGUUAGACGACACUACUAGGUGUCCCAUAACAAGGAUAUUUGGCUAACUGAAGUUCUAAUAAUAGAGAUUGUUGUGUCUUACAUGUCACCAAAAAUGCACUGAAGUGGGGAUGUACCAGAGGCUGUUGUGAGAUUUAUUCAGUGCCUUGUUUGGUCGAAAUGCAUUGAGACAAAGGGUUGUUUUGAAUUUUGUCAAAAGGCUAAUAUUGGGUGAACGUUUAUAGCAGUGAAUUUGUUCACAUUGUUGAAUUUGCUGACAGUUGAAUCUUAUGUGCUUUUUUUUUUUUUUGUGUUCUGUAUUUAUAUUCACACAAGUUCUUCAUUAUAUUUACCAUGUUGAAUACACAUUGAAGUAGGCCAUAUUGGUCUAUGCAUGUUUUAUGUAUUUCUGUAUGAAAUUGGGAAAUGCUUUAUGCCUAUCAAGGUAAAUAUCUUCAGAAAUAAAUAUUUUUAAUUACUGUA
Aquila chrysaetos chrysaetos is the source of this 2118-nucleotide messenger RNA. RefSeq names its product endothelin 1 (gene EDN1). Gene Ontology annotation, molecular function: hormone activity; endothelin B receptor binding; endothelin A receptor binding. The record is from RefSeq and is a predicted model, not a curated record. Gene Ontology annotation, biological process: vein smooth muscle contraction; regulation of systemic arterial blood pressure by endothelin; regulation of vasoconstriction. Bases 341 to 964 code for a protein of 207 amino acids. The transcript is spliced from 5 exons. NCBI's taxonomy places the organism in Eukaryota, Metazoa, Chordata, Aves, Accipitriformes, Accipitridae. Gene Ontology annotation, cellular component: extracellular region.